CCUAAGCUCUGUUCACACUCUCUUGACCCUUUUACCCUCCAAAAGCUCUGUAAUUACCUCUCUUACCAUUUAAAAAAUGGUGAAGUUUCCAUUAUUUGCUAUAUAAAUUCUAAGUUGAAUGUUUGUGGAGCUUAAAUCGGGCCCAAAAACAGCGCACAUUUGAAGGUUUCUCACUUUUCGAAGCAAUGUCCGUGGCUACGAAGCAUAAGUCAUCGCCAAAAUCGGUGAUGGAACAGCGAGCGAUUCUCGGUCCGACAGGGAACAGAGUUAGGGUUUCGGACGAGUCAAAGAGGAAAAUUGAAGCUCUAAAAAAUCCACGAAGACCGAAAAUUCCAGUCUCCCAGAGCUCACAGUCCGUUGUACAAAGCAAUGUCUCAGCCGACAGCUCCUUUUCCUCUGAUUCUUCUUCAAGCAAUGCCUCCCUCAAAACGGUAAGCUCUGAGAAAACCGUUAAGCGAAACGGAGUGAAGCCAGUCAAAGCCAAGGUGGCUCCAACAGCUGACAAGGUUGUCACGGAAAUUUCUCCGGUAACAUCGGAACGGUUAAAACGAUGUGAUUGGAUCACUCCAUUUUCUGACCCUCUUUAUACUUCUUUCCAUGACGAAGAGUGGGGUGUUCCAGUUCGUGAUGACAGGAAGCUGUUUGAGCUGCUGGUCUUUUCACAAGCCUUAGCUGAACUCAGCUGGCCAACAAUUCUUAAUAAGAGAUGCAUAUUCAGGAAGCUUUUUGACAAUUUCGAUCCAUCAUCAAUUGCACAAUAUACUGAGAAGAAGAUGCUUUCAUUGAAAGUUGAUGGUAGCCUAUUGCUUUCUGAGCCGAAGCUCCGUGCGAUACUGGAGAAUGCUAAACAGAUGCUUAAGGUUCAGCGGGAAUUUGGUUCUUUCAGCAGCUAUUGCUGGGGAUUUGUUAACCACAAACCAUUAAGAAAUGGGUUCCGAUAUGCCCGUCAAGCACCAGUUAAGACCCCAAAAGCUGAACUCAUGAGCAAAGAUAUGAUGCAGAGAGGAUUCCGUUGUGUGGGACCUACUGUCGUUUAUUCAUUCAUGCAAGUGGCAGGGAUUGUUAAUGAUCAUCUUGUAACUUGCUUCAGAUACCAAGAAUGCAAUGCCAAUGUCAAAAAGGAUAUAAAACCAAAGAUUGAGGAAACAGAAAGGCUAACUAAAGAUUUGGAGAACACAUGCUUAUCUUACUAGUGAAUGCCUCAGCCACACACCAUUUUCUUGACUAAUCACAUAGAUAUUUGUAAUGAGAAGAUUGUAGCAGGAGCAUGAAGGCAAUUUGUUCCCAAGUAUUGGGUCAAAAUUUCCUCUCGCCGUAUGGUAAUGUAGAAUCUUUUUUCAUCCUCCUCUGUAUCAUCUACCUAAACAGAGAGUAAGUCUUUGUACAAUUAAAGUAUUCUUUCGGAUGCUGCCUUUACUAAAUGCUAAUGCUCCCCGUGAAAACCUAUGUGUGUUCUUAAACAUGCUUUGUGUCAUCUUGAUAAGUCUUUGUGUAGCUUUUGUAACAUUACCUUAAAUAUGCCGUUCUCAUCAAUCGGUUAUUGUAAUAAAAUUCGAUCGUUAUAGAUAUACAUUGAGGUUGAGUUAUUUCAGUGCCACUAAUCUUGUGUCAUUAUCUUGUGAACGAUUGAAUCGAAUUAUAUCUGGUUAUGUAAAUUCUGAGAAGUGAUAAGGUUGCAAUCAUCAUAACUUACAAGAUAAUUGGAUAAAGGAUGCUAUGAUGACAGAAAGUUACAUAGGUGAUGGCCCAAGCCCCGAAUGGAAACAUAUUGGAAAGUUAGAGGCUCCAUUAACAAAAGAGAUAUGGAUAAGAGCAGACCACUCCAGUCACACAGUGGAGACUGGUUAUGCAGUACAGCUCUGCAGUACACAUUUUCUUCCAUUUUUUGUUGAAAGUUUUAUGAGAAUGUGUAUUAUUAUUAUUAUUAUCGGAUUAUUUAGGAUUAACUUUUGAUUGUAGGGUGAUUUGCAAACGUAAGUGAAUGAAACCUCAAC
Durio zibethinus is the source of this 1994-nucleotide messenger RNA. RefSeq lists its product as uncharacterized. Gene Ontology annotation, biological process: base-excision repair. Lineage: Eukaryota; Viridiplantae; Streptophyta; Magnoliopsida; Malvales; Malvaceae. Gene Ontology annotation, molecular function: DNA-3-methyladenine glycosylase activity. The record is from RefSeq and is a predicted model, not a curated record.